AUGGAAGACAACCUCAUUUUAUCUGAACGGAAGGAAAAUGUGUUAUGGGUAACAUUGAAUCGCCCAAAAAAGUUCAACGCACUUACGCGAGUGAUGUUCCUCGAACUCUGUAGAAUUUUCAAAGAAGCUGCAGAUGAUGAUGAGAUUGCGUUUGUAGUUUUUACUGGAGGCAAAGGAAAAUACUAUUGCGCUGGGAGCGAUUUCUCACCAGCUGAAUUGGCAACUUUGCAUGAAAUCGAACAUCACGGUUAUAAACUAUUUGUCGACGUUUUAAUUGAUUUUCCCAAACCAGUAAUUGCUCUUGUGAACGGACACGCUGUUGGAGUUUCAGUUACUAUGCUGGGAGUUAUGGACGCUGUAAUUGCUAUUGAUACGGCUACCUUCCAAACCCCGUUUGCUGAUAUCGGAGUAUGCCCUGAAGCAUGCUCUAGUUACACACUUCCAAGAAUUAUGGGACAUCAGAAAGCUGCGGCGUUGAUGAUGUUCAGUGAGAAGUUUACCGCACAAGAGGCUUACACCGCUGGGUUGGUUACCAAGAUACUUCCGGCAGCAACAUUUGAAGAAGAUUCCAAGAAAGUUAUUGCCCGUUACGCAACACUUUCUCCAUUUACUAUGCAAGUUGGAAAAAAGCUGAUGAGAACCACUGAUAUCCAAGAUGCACUAUUGACAGUUAAUCGCAAGGAGGAAGUGGAACUGAAUGGAAUGUUUUCACGUGAGGACACUAUUGCCAGACUCACUGCCAAGUUUGUAAAGCCGUCCAAAAUUUGA
This is a messenger RNA of Caenorhabditis remanei, 768 nucleotides long. RefSeq lists its product as uncharacterized. NCBI's taxonomy places the organism in Eukaryota, Metazoa, Nematoda, Chromadorea, Rhabditida, Rhabditidae. The record is from RefSeq and is a predicted model, not a curated record. Bases 1 to 768 code for a protein of 255 amino acids. The transcript is spliced from 7 exons.